Molecule: messenger RNA, 1986 nt
Organism: Halichondria panicea
Lineage: Eukaryota; Metazoa; Porifera; Demospongiae; Suberitida; Halichondriidae
Exons: 3
Coding region: 160-1857 (565 amino acids)
Biological process (GO): proteolysis
Molecular function (GO): cysteine-type endopeptidase activity
Source: RefSeq, a predicted model, not a curated record
AUGACCUCAGCGCACACGUACAUAACAAUAAUGCUUUUAUAUGCUCUAGCUAGUUCUGACCAAGACCAUCUAUAGAAUCUAUCUGCAACUCCAAUGAAGCUGUAUAGCUGUAUAGCUAGCUAGCUCGAUCCCAGGCCCCUGCAGGAAAGAAGUUGAAGGAUGGCAAGUUCUGGAGGAUAUGUGUCAGCCCAGAAAAAUGGCCUUGCAAUCAUCAUCACCAAUGACUACAAAGAAACAAACUUGCAAUAUCUCACUGGAGCGCACAUUGAUGGAGAUAAAAUGGAGCGAGUGUUCGUCAACUUGGGAUACGAUAUUUGUCGCUGGAAGAACUAUACAAGUCAUCGAUUGCAUGAGUCCUUACACCAAAUUAUUUCAGACAUUGGACAUUCAAAUUACGGCUGCAUUGUCGUAAUAUUCUCUGGUCAUGGUACUGCAGAUGUGGACAAAAAACGGACCUAUUUUUUUGCGCAGGAUUACGAGUGUCAAAAGUUUCCUGUCCACGAGAUGUUGAACUAUUUCAUGCCAAAAUUUUCCCCUGCUAUUGCUACAACACCCAAAGUGUUUCUGAUCGACUCUUGCUUGGGAGAUACGGAUACGUACAAAGAAGCUGUAAUUGUUCCUAAAAGUGGAUGUGCUCCUGAUUUUAGAACGGAGGCACCCAUCACGGAAAAGGGUGGACAACUUAUUCCAACGAUUGAUGUGCCUCCAGAGGGAAACUUUAUCUUGGCAUACUCAACAAGCAUUGGAUAUCGAUCGUACGAAAGAGAACAUGGUGGAAUAUGGUUGAACUGUUUAGGGAAUAAGAUUCAAGAAAAAGCACAUUGUGACUCGGUGAUGAAUAUUUUGACUGGUGUGAAUGGAGAUCUUUUACAAAUGUACCAACAGAAGACUUUCAGGCGAGCCAUGACCCAGCCUUCCCUCAUCGGUCAGUCUCACGGUACCGUCUACUUCAUGCCACAGCAGCAGAGCCUGGGAGCAAUGGCUGACUUCAUGCCACAGCAGCAGAGCCUGGGAGCAAUGGCUGACUUUGUGCCACAGCAGCAGAGCCAGGGAGCAAUGGCUGACUUUGUGCCACAGCAGCAGAGCCAGGGAGCAAUGGCUGACUUCAUGCCACAGCAGAGCCAGAGAACAAUGGCUGACUUCAUGCCACAGCAGAGCCAGGGAGCAAUGCCUUACUUUGUGCCACAGCAGAGCCAGAGAACAAUGGCGGUGCACAAUGGGACUCUACCAGCUGCUGAACAUGAGUCCUCUUCCCUGAAUGUUUCGAUGAGGGUGAUGAGUAUCCAUGAAUCUCCCAGUACUGCUCAAACAUUCAGUCCACCGAUAAGCUGUCAGACACACCUUAACAACAUGCAGCAAGCCAGGAGGAUAUCAGAGCUGCGAUACGAUGACAUUCAGAACUCUAUGGGGAAAUUUCUUGCCAAGGUGACCUUCAAGUUGUCGGUAACGAACAAAACACUCUCCUUCGAAAGUGACCCCAAAGUGCACUUGAAAGAAGCUCGUGAAGAAGCUGCUAAAAUUGCCUACAAACACUUGGCAAUUCUAGAUGCACCAGUAAGGGGGCAGACUCCCAAAUCAGCUCUGACAAGACAAGGCUCAAGUCCUCAGCAAUUACCUGUGAAGAAACAGUCCUACAACACACCAGUGCAAAUUUUGAAAAUGGCUUGUGAAUCAGCCAGGUACAAAUACGAUUUGGAAGAAGUCUUGAUACGUGAUACACUGAAGUUCCAAUACAAAGUAAUCGUGAGGGAUAGUACUGGGAUAUUGUGUGAAGAGGUUGGAUCACCACAAGCCAGCAAAAAAGCAGCCAAACACGAUGCAGCAAGUAAAGCCAAUGCUAGACUUGGUUUUAGUUAGCCCGUAUAGCCUGGAUUUCCAAGUUUUAAAUAUAAAUAUGAUUGAAUUAUUAUACACCUUUCGUGUUAGUUUUUACUGUUUUGUGUAUAUUAUGUGAGUGACAAGUCAAUGAAAUUGCACUGCUUUGAA